Molecule: messenger RNA, 807 nt
Organism: Exophiala bonariae
Lineage: Eukaryota; Fungi; Ascomycota; Eurotiomycetes; Chaetothyriales; Herpotrichiellaceae
Exons: 2
Coding region: 1-807 (268 amino acids)
Cellular component (GO): cytoplasm
Molecular function (GO): 5'-deoxynucleotidase activity
Source: RefSeq, a predicted model, not a curated record
AUGGCCUCCAACACUCCUCAAGUUGAAUCUGGAGAUUUACGCUCACAUACCUCUCAGCUCCCCAAGCCCAAUCCAUGGAGUGUAGCUGCGGUCCUCAGAGAUCUCCCCAAUCCGCCACUCGAAAAUUCUUCCUCGCCUAUCGGUUUCUUCCACUACCUCGAACGUCUCAAGAUUGAGAAGCGCGAGGGAUGGCGUCGUUUCGGCAUCGACAAAGGCGAAUCCAUAGCAGACCAUAUGUAUCGCAUGUCUCUCAUCACAAUGCUCGCACCGCCCGCGCUAUCAUCUAGGUUGAAUAUUCCACGAUGCACAAAGAUGGCCUUGAUUCACGACAUGGCAGAAGGUCUCGUCGGCGACUUGACGCCUGUUGAUGGUGUCCCGAAAGCAGAGAAAAGCAGACGUGAGGCAGACACGAUGGACUGGGUGGCCAAUUCAUUGCUAGGCAGGGUUCAUGGCGGCAUCAAUGGCCAGGAGAUCCGCGCAAUAUGGCAGGAGUACGAAGACAGUGAGACGACGGAAUCCAAAUUCGUACAUGACGUCGACAAGAUUGAGUUGAUCCUGCAGAUGGUGGAAUAUGAGCGGGCCCAUGACUGCAAGGUGGACCUGAGCGAGUUCAGCUGGGUUGCCGGAAGGAUCGUGCUGGAUGAAAUGAUGGCAUGGGCAAAGGAAAUAUUGGAUGAGAGAGAAGAACUAUGGAAGCAGAAAGGUGCCGAGCCGAGAGAUCCGACGAACAGCGACCAUAUCAAGAAUCAACAGGAUCAAUACUACAGCAAUGGGGUGGCCGCCGAAGCAAAUGGUCAUGCCAGGUGA